GACACAUCUAAUAUCACAUGACAAAACAACAACAACAACAACAACAACAAAAAACAGUGAAAAUUUAAAAAUCUGUCAUAAAUAGAAUUGAAGGAAGAAACUAAUAAGUGUAAAAAACCAAAAAAAUAAAUAAAAAUGGAGUUCUUCUGUUUCCUAGUAGAUCAAAAGAGGGAGAUGCAAAGCCAGAGACCGGUGGCGGGGUUGUGUUCCCGGUGUGGCGCGGCCGCUAGAGUGGCGGACAUGAAGACGGCCACCAGAUUUUGUUUCGUCCCGUUUUAUUUCAAGUAUUGGAAAGCUAUCAUUUGUACUUUUUGUGGUGCCACUCUGAAAUCCUAUGGUAACUAAUUAAUUCCAUUAUGUUUUUCAUGCAUUUCUUAUAAUAUCUUAACUAGUGUGUGGCUCGGGCGAUGUCUCGGUUGCUAUAUUGAAUAACUAAAGUUUUAGAUUUUUCUUGAGCUCAA
Molecule: messenger RNA, 461 nt
Organism: Spinacia oleracea (spinach)
Lineage: Eukaryota; Viridiplantae; Streptophyta; Magnoliopsida; Caryophyllales; Amaranthaceae
Exons: 1
Coding region: 136-345 (69 amino acids)
Source: RefSeq, a predicted model, not a curated record